AUGGGUGAAGAAGCCUUAUUGAAUGAGGCAGAUGCGAAAAGUGAUAGUUCAGAGAAAGAAAACGGAAACUGGAAUUCAGAAAUAGAGUUUGGAUGGGAAUACGAACUUUCUAAAAACAAAUGGGUCGCAUUCGACAAGGAAGUCUCAAAAAAAUUAAACAGCUUUCCGAUGGGUUCUGAUUGUGCUGAAAUAGAUUUAGAAGGGUCGAAAUUAAGAAUUGAUUUUCAAGAAAUGAAACAAAGAAAUUUGACUACUGGAUUUGUUCGCCCCAUCAGAUGCGUGUGUGUCGAAGUGCAAGGGAAUUAUGCAUGGGAAUAUUUGGAUGAAAGAGAACGGUGGCGCAGUUUCAGUCCAUCCUCGGUCGCAAAAUUGAAUGAGGCAUUUAAAAAUGGUUCGGCUGCCUCAAGCGUUGAAAUCUCAACAGUAGCUUUUAUGGCUGACUUUGAGAACCAAACAAUAAUUAACAACAGUGGUUCAUUGAAGUAUAAGUUGAGAAGAGAAUUGUCAAAGGCUGCGAAAGCUGUCGCUGCAAAACCAGUCCCUUCACUGGAACGACUUAAAACCUUAAGGAAAAGGAAGGCAGCUGCUGUUAUAAAACAGGAGACGAAUUCCAGAAACACCUCGCUUUUUGCUUUCUUUUUUGUAAUCGAAUGUGAAAUUUUAGAAGACAGGUCAGAAGUACGUAAAGUCUUAGUUAAAGGAGCAGCGGCUGUUGAUCCUGAGUGCUUGGAGAAAUGCAACAUUGCCCAUGUUUAUAUGGAGGGGAGUAGCAUAUAUGAUGUGUUACUAAAUCAGACAAACACGCAGAAUAACAAUAAUAAGUAUUACAUAAUUCAGUUACUUCAAGAUGAUAUUGGGAAGGCAUACUCAGUUUGGCUUAGAUGGGGUCGUGUUGGUUACAAGGGACAGCAUGAUCUCAUACUUUGUGGAGGAGAUCUGGAGAAAGCAAAAUCUAUUUUUUGCCGAAAAUUUUCUGAUAAGACUCACAAUGAGUGGAGUCAACUGAAACAUUUCAAGAAAGUGGCGGGCAAGUACGACUAUAUACCUUCCGACUACAGAACAGUGAAUAAAGAUCCUUCAAAGAAAAAAGACAGUGCUUCAGUGCCCUCGAAGCUUGAUGUUAGGAUUCAGGACCUGCUCAGUUUAAUUUGCAAUUUACAAUUAAUGGAACAGAAUGUAAUGGAGUUUGAAUACGACUCGUCAAAGGCACCUCUGGGUAAGCUUACGAAGGAACAAAUAAAAACUGGGUAUUCUUUAUUGAAGGAUAUUGCAAGACAUGUUAGAAAAACUGACUUCUCGAGGAAGUUUGUCGAAGCGGUCAACAGCUAUUACACGAAGAUACCACAUAAUUUCGGAAUGAGACAGCCACCUCUGAUCAAAACAAUGGAGCAGUUAAAGAAUGAAAUGACACUCCUUGAGAUGCUAGCCAAUAUUGAAAUAAGUGUUCGGGCCAUUCAGGAAAAGUCUGGCGACGAAAACCUCAAUCCAAUUGACAGACAUUUCUUAAAUAUGAGAUGCGAUUUGAGCGUAAUCGCCUCUGAUGAUCCGCAAUACAAGAUGAUAAACAAGUAUCUACAAAACACUCACGCUCCCACUCACAGUCGUUAUCGAAUGAAAAUAAAGCAAGCUUUCAUCGUUGAUCGUGCUGGAGAAAGAGACAAAUUUUUAAAGGAUUUGGGAAAUAGAAAGCUGCUGUGGCACGGUUCUCGAAUUACUAAUUGGUAUGGCAUCCUUUCGCAGGGGUUGCGCGUUGCACCACCGGAAGCUCCAUCGACAGGAUUUAUGUUUGGCAAAGGAAUUUAUUUUGCUGACAUGUCGAGUAAGUCCGCAAACUACUGCUUCCCUCAGAAGGACAAGCCUGGGAUAAUGGUCCUUGCUGAAGUGGCGUUGGGCAACCCACGCACUUUGUUUAGAGGGGACUAUGAUGCUGACAAACUCGACGAUGGAAAGAACAGUACAAUAGGGUUAGGGAAGAUUGGUCCAGACCCGGCAAAAGAUGAAGCAACCAAUGAUGGUUGUGUGGUCCCCUGCGGCACUCCAAUCCCUCUGAAAAAGAACGAAGAGAAAAAUUGUGCGUUGAAUUACAAUGAAUAUGUUGUAUACAACACCGACCAAGUAAGGAUCCGAUAUGCUCUUGUUCUGGAAUUCAUAUUUCAACAGUGA
Molecule: messenger RNA, 2163 nt
Organism: Enterobius vermicularis (human pinworm)
Lineage: Eukaryota; Metazoa; Nematoda; Chromadorea; Rhabditida; Oxyuridae
Source: the annotation of a GenBank genome assembly